This is a messenger RNA of Orycteropus afer afer, 2493 nucleotides long. RefSeq names its product protocadherin gamma-A9. Gene Ontology annotation, cellular component: plasma membrane. The coding region runs from base 1 to 2493 and encodes 830 amino acids. The record is from RefSeq and is a predicted model, not a curated record. The transcript has a single exon. Lineage: Eukaryota; Metazoa; Chordata; Mammalia; Tubulidentata; Orycteropodidae. Gene Ontology annotation, molecular function: calcium ion binding. Gene Ontology annotation, biological process: homophilic cell-cell adhesion.
AUGGCCGCGCUAAAGGGUCGCCAGCACUGCAGAAGAUGGAUCCUGCUGUGCUUUUUCCUGGGGACGCUGUGGGAGUCCAGGGCUAGUCAGCUCCGCUACUCACUGCCUGAAGAGACAGAAAAAGGAUAUAUCGUGGGCAAUAUCUCCAAGGAUUUGGGGCUGGAACUCCGGAAGCUGGCAGAGAAUGGAGUCCGCAUUGUCUUCAGAGGUAGGACCCAGCUCUUUGCUCUGAACCCAAAAAGCGGCAGCUUGAUCACGGUGGGCAGGAUAGACCGGGAGGAGCUCUGCGCUCAGAGCGCACCAUGUUUGGUUAACUUUAAAGUCCUAGUUGAAGACAGAGUGCAACUUUAUGGAAUUGAAGUAGAAGUAACUGAUAUCAAUGACAAUACCCCAAAAUUCCAGGCUGAAAAUCUUGAAAUAAGAAUUAAUGAAAUCGCUGCUCCUGGAACACGUUAUUCACUCCCAGAAGCCAUUGAUCCGGACGUGGGCAUGAACUCCCUCCAGAGCUACCAGCUCAGCCCCAAUCACCACUUCUCCCUGGACGUGCAAACUGCAGACGACGGAACUAUAACCCCGGAGCUGGUGCUGGAGCGCGCUCUGGACCGCGAGCAAGAGGCUGCUCACCACCUGGUCCUCACCGCCGCUGACGGCGGCGACCCGCGUCGCUCCGGCACAGUGCGCAUCCAUGUGACAGUGCUGGAUACAAACGACAAUGCCCCGGUUUUUGCUCAACCGAUUUACCGAGUGAAAGUCCCAGAGAACGUGCCCCAGGGCACCCGGCUGCUAACUGUAAAAGCUACUGACCCAGAUGAGGGAACCUAUGGAAAAGUGACUUAUAAAGUAUGGAAAAUGAAUUCAAAACAAUCUCCUUUAUUCCACCUUAAUGAAAACACUGGGGAAAUAUCAACAGCAAGCGAUCUGGAUUAUGAAGAAUGUACACUUUAUGAAAUGGAAAUACAAGCUGAAGAUAGUGGGGGAUUAAAGGGUCGGACCAAAGUGCUCAUUUCUGUGGAGGAUGUAAAUGACAAUAGGCCAGAAGUGACUAUUACAUCUCUGUUUAGCCCAGUGAGGGAAAACGCUCCUCCUGGAACAGUGAUGGUCAUUUUCAAUGCUCAUGACAGAGACUCUGGGAAGAACGGUCAAAUUGUUUGUUCUAUCCGGGAGAAUCUACCAUUUAACUUAGAAAAUUCAAUUGAUGAUUAUUAUCGAUUGUUGACAGCUCAAAUUCUUGACCGAGAAAAAGUCUCUGAGUAUAACAUCACUGUGACAGCAACGGACAGGGGAACCCCACCCCUGUCCACGGAAACUCACAUCAUCUUGCGUGUCUCUGACAUCAAUGACAAUCCGCCCGCCUUCUCUCGUGCCUCCUACUCAGUCUACCUCCCUGAGAACAAUCCCAGAGGCACCUCCAUCUUCUCGGUGACUGCUCAUGACCCAGAUAGCGAGGAGAAUGCCAGGAUUAUUUACUCCUUAACAGAGAACACUAUCCAGGGGACACCACUGUCCUCCUACGUCUCCAUCAACUCUGACACAGGCGUCCUGUACGCCCUUCGAUCUUUCGACUAUGAGCAGUUCCGAGACCUGCAGAUGCAGGUUACGGCAAGUGACAGUGGGGACCCGCCACUCAGCAGCAAUGUAUCACUGAGUCUGUUCGUGCUGGACCAGAACGACAACGCACCUGAGAUCCUGUACCCCGCCCUCCCCACGGAUGGCUCCACCGGCGUGGAGCUGGCACCGCGCUCUGCAGAGCCUGGUUACCUGGUGACCAAGGUGGUGGCGGUCGACAGAGACUCCGGUCAGAAUGCCUGGCUGUCCUAUCGCCUGCUCAAGGCCAGUGAGCCAGGGCUUUUCGCCGUGGGAGUGCACACUGGCGAGGUGCGCACAGUGCGGGCCCUGCAGGACAGAGAUGCGCUCAAGCAGAUCCUCGUGGUGGUCGUCCAGGACCACGGACAGCCCCCUCUCUCCGCCACAGUCACGCUCACCGUGGCGGUGGCAGACAGCAUCCCUGACGUCCUCGCCGACCUGAGCAGUCGCGAGGUCCCCGCGAACCCAGAGGCUUCUGGGCUAACACUCUACCUCGUCGUGGCUGUGGCUGUUGUCUCCUGCGUCUUUCUUGCCUUUGUCAUCGUGCUGCUGGCACUCAGGCUGCGACGCUGGCACAUGUCGCACCUACUUCAGGCUUCAGGCAGCGUAUUGCCGAGUCUACCCGCCUCGCAUUUCGUGGGCAUGGACGGGGUUCAGGCUUUCCUGCAGACCUACUCCCACGAGGUCUCCCUCACCGCGGACUCGCGAAAGAGUCACCUGAUCUUCCCCCAGCCCAAUUAUGCUGACACGCUCAUCAGUCAGGACAGCUGUGAGAAAAGCGAGCCUUUGUGUGUUUCAAAUGAGUCCAAGUUUCCUAUAGAAGAUACCCCUUUGGUUCCAGUAAGUUCAAUUUUGUCCUUUUUCUUCCAUACAAGUUGCUUUCUCUUUAGGUUUCUGCACUUCAGGUAG